AUGUCUGCCCCCCACCACAUAUAUGUCCCGGAUACCCCUCCUCAGGCCUCUAGCCCUCCGCUCAUGCAGCCACCUCUGCCCGUGCAACCACCUCUGCUCAUGCAGCCAACUCCACCAGCUGGCCAUACACCGACUAACCACAUAUCCUUCACCCCUGCUCCUGCCAGCGGCUUCCCAAAAGUCCAAGGUUGGACCAAAGAUGCCACCUGGUUCAACCUCUCUAGUACAGUUGAAACAAGCCGGACAAACAUCACCAUGCCGAAAUGCUACUUCAUCACCGGAAACCCAGACAUCAUGCUGUCACCGCCCGUCCUAACCCGAGGAAAAGCAUAUGGAGAGAAGGAACCCUAUACUGAGAAUCACAUCAACCCCUUCCUCUUCUGCCUAUCGAACAUCACUGAGCACGAGCAAGACUCUCUACUAUCCCAACGAUGCUGGUCAUCGGACAUUAUCACCUUCUUUGCCAUCACAACGAAUCCAAAGCCGUACUCCUACCUCCUCAUGCUCCACAAACUCACCUACCCUGACACAGAUGCUGGGGCUGAAGGGGUCUGCAAAGUGGUCAGAGCUGCACUAAGGCACUCUCCCAACAUCAGGACCUUUAUCACAACCAACCGGGAUGCCCUCUCAUCUACCCUAACAACUGAUGAAGCGCUUGAGGUUGUCGUAUCCUCUGUCCGAGCCAAAAAGCUGGACAUCAUAGUCACCGCAGGUCGAAAGGAACGCACCUGGGCAAUCUAUGCUAAACCCCCCACGGACAUGUUCAACUUCCACUGGCCCUGGCGCAACCUCAUCGUAUCCCUCCCCUUUGAUGCAGCUAUAGCAACACAUGGUGUGGGCAUCCCCUACCCCAAGGACCACAGAUGUAAUAUCUGUUAUGCUGUUGACCACCCGACCCCACUCUGCCCAUUCCCCCUCAUACUGGGAUGGCAUGGACCCUCUCUCCUGACAAACAGUCGAGCCACUGAGACCAAAGAGGAGCCAUCAGCACUGCAAGUACUAGAUAUCCAUCACACUCCAGCACAGGACAACCGUGGAGGGUGA
Desarmillaria tabescens is the source of this 1044-nucleotide messenger RNA. RefSeq lists its product as uncharacterized. The record is from RefSeq and is a predicted model, not a curated record. The transcript is spliced from 2 exons. NCBI's taxonomy places the organism in Eukaryota, Fungi, Basidiomycota, Agaricomycetes, Agaricales, Physalacriaceae. Bases 1 to 1044 code for a protein of 347 amino acids.